UGGCGAGGCAGGCGCUUGGGUUUGUUUGACGCCAAGUAAAUAAAUGCUCGGCAAGCAAUAGAAAGUGUACACAAGACGCAGAUGACGCUGUCUCUGCCAUCAUCAUCAUCCCGACCACGAAUAAACAAGUACAAGCCAUCAAUCUCGACCACCACGAUCAAUAACCACGAAUUAUCGCGAAGAUUACUAACCACCAGUCAUCACUACCACUAACCACCAGGAACCACCACUAACCAAUCAUCACCAUUAACCACCAAUACUUAUCAGCACUAACCAGCAAUCAUUACUACUAACCACCAGUCACAUUAACCACCAAUCACAUUAACCAACACUAAUCAUCAGCACUAACCAGAAAUCGUCACCACUAACCGCCAAUCAUUACCACCAAUUAGCAGUACUAACCAAUCAUUACUACUCGCCACCAAUAAUCAUCAACACUAACCAGCAACCAUUACCACUAACCACCAAUCAUUACCACUAACCACCAAUAACUAUCAGAACUUACCACCAAUCAUCAGCACUGACCACCAAUAACCAUCAGCACUGACCACCAAUAACCAUCAGCACUGACCACCAAUCAUCAGAAAUGACCACCAAUCAUCAGCAAUGACCACCAAUAACCAUCAGCACUGACCACCAAUCAUCAGAAAUGACCACCAAUCAUCAGCACUGACCACCAAUCAUCAGCAAUGACCAGCAAUCAUAACCACCACUGACCACCACCAAUCACCACCACCGCCACCACCACCACCACCGACCACCCCCUGGUUAAAGUCCUCCCGGCUGGCCGCCCCUCGUGUCGUCAGCGCACAGGAAGGAGGAGGAGGAGGGGCGCUACAAGACGCGCCUCGCACUGCCCAGCAACGGCAUCUGCGGCGUGAGCGCGCGGGCGGAGCCGAGACUGCAAGCGUGCAGCAAGCAGCAGCAGCAUCAGCUGACUGUCAGGGCUUAAACAAACGAGUGGCCCCCUCGCCUCGUCCAAACGAAUCGUCGUCUCUCCGCUGCUUCGUCUCCCCCGCGCGUGAAGGAAGCCGGCACGGCCAUGGAGCUUAUGGACGUCGGCGGGACCGAUCGCAUGCUCUGGGAGCCCAGCAUCGCCGACUUUGGGGAUGACGCCGACUUCAUGGGGAGCGUCCACCUGUCGGAGAAUCUGGAGGAGUUCUCCCAGGACCUCUUCAACACGCUGUUCGAGGACCCUCUGCUGGUGGACAAGAGCAUUCUGAUGGAGGUGGACCUCACCCCGGCUCAACCUCACAUCCAGGCAGAGCACAGCUACUCUACCCCGCAGUCUCCGCUCGCUCCACUCAAGCUCGACGACUUUGACCAGGACCUGGAGGACGGCGUGUGGGCCCUGGGAGCGGAGCACGCUCGCGCCGCCAUCUUCAAGCCGGAGCCGUUGCUGCCGUCCGACAGCAUCGAGUUCGACGCCCCCACCGCCACCGCCACCACCGCCGCCGCCCUCCCGGACUUCACCGCCACCUCCGCCAGCACGCAGAUGCUCGCCACGCCGGCGCUGCUCCCCCAAGCCGGGCCGUUCAACCAGAGCUGCAAGAAUGUCGUCGGUGGCGGCAACAACAACAACAACAAUGGCGGCACAAUGGCCGCCCAGCACACGAGCGGCGGCGCAGUCCCCGGCACCAGCGCGGGCUGCGGCGCCGGCCACAGCAACGGCGGCAUCGGCAACAACGGCAACCGAAUCGGAUCGCCCAUCCCCACCAACGUGACGCAGAUCAAGCCGUGCCCGCCCAAAGUGUUGCCAAAGAUCAAGAUUGAGCCAAAUGACGUGGAGCAGUUCCUCAGCGCCAGUGCAGCAGCGCUGGACAGGGUUCACCUCCCGCCCACGCCCCCCAGCAGCCACGGCAGCGACAGUGAGGGCUCGCUGAGCCCCCGCUCGCUGCCCCCGUCCAGCCCCGUGCGGGGGGGACAGCCGGGACUGAAGGUGCCGGCACGGGGUCCCUCCUCCGCCCUCUCCAACACGACGCUGCUCACCGCUCCCCAUAAGCUGCAGGGAGCGGCGGGUCCCCUGAUGCUGACGGAGGAGGAGAAGAGGACCCUGAUCACGGAGGGGUACCCCGUCCCCACCAAGCUGCCCCUCACCAAGGCCGAGGAGAAGGCCCUCAAGAAAAUCAGACGGAAAAUCAAAAACAAGAUUUCAGCACAAGAAAGCCGAAGGAAAAAGAAAGAGUACGUGGAGUGUUUAGAGAAAAAAGUGGAGAACUGCGCGUCGGAAAACAGCGAGCUGAGAAAAAAAGUGGAGACGCUUGAGACUGCAAACAGGUCGCUGCUGCAGCAGCUGCAGAGGCUCCAGACGCUCGUCGCGUCCAAGGUUCCGAGGCCCGGCAAGGUGGCGACGACCCAGACCAGCACGUGCCUCAUGGUCGUGGCUUUGUGCUUCGCGUUGGUGCUGGGCGGCCUCACCCCCAGCUUGAGCCCCCUCACCCCCUCCUCGCUCGCCCCCUCCUCGCUCGCCCCCUCGUCCGGCCACUCGGAGGAGGUGGCGCUGACGGGCAAGGAUGCGUACACGACCACGCGCAUGCGUUCCCGGAGCCUCCUCUUCUACGAGGAUGGGCCCUCGCUGGAGGACGCGUCCGUGGUGUGGCCGCAUGAGCGGGAGGAGAGGCUGUACGACGACGGCGCCGCCGCCGCCGGGAUGCCCGCCGCCCCGCCGGUGCCCAGGCCCUGGAGGCACGGGGCCGGCGAGCGGCACCCGGAGCCGGGGAGCGACGCCGUCCGCGACGGGGACGGCAACGGCACCUACAACAAAAUCACCGUGCCUCACCGGGAGGCGCUGAGGCCUGGCUCGAGCGUGACGGCCGAGCUGGCGCGCGACCCAACGGUGAACGCCACGGCGUGAUGACAACGACGACGACGACGACAAACGCAGGACCCUCGACUAACCCGAACGCAAGAUUAAAGAAGAAAAAACGGCUUGGAGAAAUAAAAUACUAUUGUUGUGAACCAUUGUACAUAUUUUAAAAAAAACGUCUAUUUCAACUUUAUGAGCAGCCUUAAUGUAUUUUUUGGACAAAUAUUACAAAAAAAAUAAAAAUAUAUAAAACUAUUAUACAAAAAAAAUAUUAAAUUUAUAUUUAGAACUAUUUUGUAGCGUAGCGCUAGACGUGGCCUUAGGUUAGAUGAAAACAGAUGUAAUAUAAACUAUUUUUUUCUAAGAGACUAGGCAACAAAACCCGUACACGUAUAUAAAAAAAAAAUCUGUAACAAUAAAUGUCGUCUAAAUGCAGACCGUGAAUCGCUGUGGGCUCGAGGCUCGUCUGUGUGCGGUCGUGAACGGCGACGACCCCGAUGUGUCGGCGUGUCGCGAGUCGUCCGAUGGACGUUCGGCGCAAAUCGAGGGAAACUUCAGAGACAUUCCGCUCUUCAGCUUCGCCGCCGCUGCGCUGCGCGCUGCGCUGCGUACGUCCGCUCUCUCGCUUGUCGUGUGCGCGUGUAGGGGAGCGGUAGUGCAGCGGUUAGCGCUACGCUGCGCUACGCUGCGCUACGAACCCGGCGACCCGAGUUCGAUUCCCGUUCACGGCCAACACUGGUGACGAUUAUCUGAACGGGUCCGGGGCCUCCCCUAGGUCGACUCAGCCUCAAAUGAAUACCUGGUGCGGUGUGUAAAAACAUCGCUACUGGGGAGACAAAGGCGGUCGGGCGUGGUGCUGGCCACCCAUCCCCUCGUGUGCCGUGCUGGCCUUCAUAGGUGCUCGCUAACAGCACUUGCCCCAACAGCCUGUUAAAGCGAUACAGGCGAUCUUUGUUUUGUUUGUGUGUGCGUACGUCCGUGUAUGUGUGUGUGUGUAUAUGCGUGCAUUCUGCUUCGAAACCCCCAGUCGUGGUGCCCCCCCUAACACCCCCACCCCCCCCCCGCGCGGCCCGUUUUCUUUCCGGAUCGCACUGCCCCCCCACCCACGACGCUGUCAUCGCCGACAGGUUAAAGAGGCUGCUGCAGCCACCUCGCGCUCGCCAUCCACAUGCCCCAGAUCUACCACGAGCUUUGUUGACAAAUGUGUGCCCAGUUAUGUUUUGUAUUUUGUGCCUAACCACCACAUUAUUCAACCAGACAAUAGCAGUGACCUUGGCCACAGUUUCCAUCCAGACACUACCCUGCCACUGACUCUAACCACACCAGGCAGCCAAGACACUACCCCUGCCAUUAACGCUAACCACACAAGACAACCAUACCCUAGCCCUUUCUCUAACCAGACAGCCAGACUCUCGCCCUGCCGCUAACUAUACGAAUCAGACACUAACCCUAACCACACCAUUCAAUCAGACGCUAUCCUUUCCCUGGUUCUAACCAAACCAGACGCAAACACGUGCACCUGCCCAGGUCUAUCCCGAACAUUGAUUCCACCUCUGCCACUUUGCCCAGCCUCCGCCUCCUUCAUCCACUUGAUACGCCUUUCAUGUUAGUGUUUACGGUACGGUGCCUUGUGAUGCAAAAACCCCGCGAAGCCUCCGGAGGGUAGUUAGUGCUGCAGUGCGUUUAGUUUGUGGUUGUACGCGUGUAGUGGUGCGUGUACGCGUGCGUGCGUGCGUGUUCGCACGGACGUACCCACAUCGCUUCUUUCAAUGGGCAGGACAAAAAACAAAUAUUCUUCGGCUCGUCGCAUGUAAAUAAUCGCACAGUUGUAACGCUUCCGAUGGGAAACAUUUUAUCCAAUUGUUGUUUAUAAAAGCCUGUGUAGUGCGCGAUUAUUAUUAUUAUUAUCAUCAAUAUCAAUAUUCUGUCUGAAAAAUGCAAAUGACUCUUUUCAAUGUAUGUCUCCAAAUAAAGGCAGGGUUUAGCAGCAUAUGA
Molecule: messenger RNA, 4801 nt
Organism: Lethenteron reissneri (Far Eastern brook lamprey)
Lineage: Eukaryota; Metazoa; Chordata; Hyperoartia; Petromyzontiformes; Petromyzontidae
Gene: CREB3L1
Product: cAMP responsive element binding protein 3 like 1
Biological process (GO): regulation of transcription by RNA polymerase II
Molecular function (GO): cAMP response element binding; DNA-binding transcription factor activity, RNA polymerase II-specific
Source: RefSeq, a predicted model, not a curated record